UGUGUUUUAGUGUGCAAAAUUAUGGUAAACUAAACCGUUGUUAUUAGUUAGGUUUCAUUAUGUUUCCUUUUAAAAGUUAUCCAUCUUCACACAUUAUUUUGAAUGUAUGUACCACUAUUUUAUAUAUGCAUGUGAAAUAAAAUCAAAUACAUGGUGACCAAUACCAUUCUCACUGUACUAUUAAUCACAUUAAUAAAAUAAAUGAGGUGAAAAAGAUUAUAAAUCAGUUUCAAGUGAAUAGAAACAAUAAAAAAAUUUUGUCUAAAAACACACGGUAGUUACUACUCAAAUAUAUUGGAAUGUGAAUAUACUAACUGAAAUUAUGGUAUAUUAGAAAGUAUUUAUUGAGUUCAAUACAAUAUUCAUUACAUAUGAUCAUUAGAAUAUACAAGAAACAUAAACAAAUUUCAUUUGGAUUUUAUUAAAAAUUUCCCCAGAGGAUCUUGUUUUAAUGAAGUCAUUACCAUAUGAAUAUUAUAUAUUAUUAAAUAUGUUUUUAUUAUUAAUUUUGACUGAACUACCAUUCAUUAUUGGUUUGAAUGAACAUGUUCAAUUGCCAAAUACAAUUUUAAACAAAGAAUGUGAAAAUGAUGACCCACUAGGUAUGAUAUCAGGUACAAUUGCUGAUUGGCAGAUUACUUCAUCUUCAACUUAUCCAUCCAGUUUGGUGAAAGGAUGUGAAGAAAAAAAUGCACGCUUAUUUCGAACAAAUGGUUUAGCUUGGUGUGCGAAAUUUAAAUCCUCUUCAGAAUGGCUUCAAAUUGAUUUAGGUGUACAAGCAUUAGUAACAGGCAUCAUGACUCAGGGUCGGGGUGAUGGUUCAGAAUGGGUAACUUCAUUUAUGGUAUCCUACAGUGAUGAUGCUAUGCACUGGAAGUUUGUCACUGACCAAUAUGCCAAUCAAAAAAUUUUUGAAGGAAAUUCAGACUCCUACUCAGUAAAACAUAAUUAUUUUGAUGAACCAAUUCGAGCAAGAUAUGUUAAAAUUCAUACAUACACAUGGCAUAAUCAUCCUAGUCUUCGAGUUGAAUUAGUUGGCUGUCAGUCAUGUAAACAACUUAUUGGCAUACCUCCUUAUGCAAGAUUCGCUGCUUCAAGUUCUCGUGGCAAACGCUCUCAACGUUCUUGUACUCCAGAAUAUGGUCAUUAUCUAAGUAAUAAAGCAUGGUGUGCUCAGCGUCAAGAUGCUUUGCAAUGGCUUCAAAUAGACGUUGGCCCACCAACAUUAAUAACUGGAGUUAUUCUGAAAUCACGAGGAGAUGUGAAAAAUUCGCAAUAUGUAACACGUUUCAAGCUCUCUUACAGUAAUGAUACACGCCUGUGGUACUUUUACAAGGAUGCAGCCCCUCUAGAUCCUAGGUCUACUGUGUGGUCAUUUGAAUGGAGUCAAAAAAUGAAAGAAUCAGAUGAUAAGAUAAAAUCUGAUAAAAUAUUUGAUGGAAAUAAUGAGCAAAUCACUGAACGUAUUCAUUAUUUGGCUACUCCAUUUAUUGCACGUUAUGUACGUAUACAUCCAGUAAUAUGGAGAAGCCGUAUUGCAAUGCGUGUUGGUCUAUUAGGAUGUAAACAGAAAGGUUCUUGUACUGCUGGUUUCUUUAGAAUUAACAAUGAAAGUUCUUGUGUCCCUAAUCUUGCUUACAAGAAAAAUGCUUGGUUAACACCAGAAUCUUCAAAUCAUCGUAAAAGAAAUCUUCAAGAUUCUGAUAAGGUAUCACGAUCAUAUGGUUUCACCAGUGAAGCAAGAAAUUUGAUUGAUCCUGAAAAUCCUUCACAUUUUCAGUAUACUGAAAAUCAACGUCCACCAAUGUUGGCUCAUCACAGGAUAAGAGAUAACACCGCUAACUCAAAUGCAUUCAAAUUUAGUAACAUACCUCUAUGGUCAUCAGUUAACGGUAUGACCAAUGAACAAUUCAUGGGUGACAGCAGUGAUAGAAUGGCAUUGUUAGCUGUUGAUGGUUGGACAGGUGAAGAAAUACUUUUAAAAAAUUCAACCUUAUCAACGAGGUCAUCAGAACGUUUAAUGAAUGAUGCUCCAGAUAAUAAACAACUUACGAAUGAUAGUUUAAAUAAAAGAAGUAUACAGAAUGUUCUACACACAACCUCAAUGACACAAAAGUCGGCCCAUCCAUGCACUAUACUUGAAUAUCGUUGGCCCUUUGUUGAAUUACCUUCAUGGUAUGUAGACCUUAGGGAGCAUAUUGAAGUAAAAGGAGUUGUUAUUUAUACAGCAGGUCAUGGUAGAGUUCACUGAAAGAUCCAGUAUUCAACUUACGAUGUACGCUCUACACUUCGAGGGCCAACUUGAAUAAAUUCAGUUUAUCAGUCGAUUGUGUUCACCUAAAAUAAUAGUGAGGCUAGUUCAUUUUGUUAAACUGAAUACUUUAAAGUGAUUAUUAUUUUGAUAUCAUCAUAAUUCAUCUUCACGUUUAUGCUUUUUACUCUCUUUUUUCAAUUUAGUAGCGAUAUAUUUUCAAUAUAUGUUACCAGUCAACACCAAAUAACAUUUUUUUUGUUCCUACUGUCUUCCUGUGAUUCUUAUCCUAUGAAUUAUGAUUAAUUACUUUAAUAUUUUUUUCUAUUCUAAAGCUUACAGAAACUCAUACAUGUGUUCGUUUGCGUUCAUGAUUCUAUAAUUCUUUUGUAACUAAACUACAAUGUACAGUGAAUUUAUUAUUUUUUCCGUUUAGAAAGAUAUAUUUAACUACAAAGCAACAACUAACUGAUGUAAAACGUAUGUAUUUUUGUCGUAAAAUCUGAAAUGUGAGUUAUUAAGGACAAUCGUUCCACCAAAUAUCUCUUGUUCAAUGCAUUCUAAGGUUUCGAUAAAGAUAUAGAUUGACAUUCUUAUGAUUUCCCGAUAUCAUAAAUUACAAAUGUACAGUUUGCUCUCGAAAUCAAAUGACUUUUCCUAUAGUUUAUGACUGUACUACAACAAUGCAUUUACACACAAGUAAUGUAAUCUAUUUGACUCAAGAACAGAUCAAUAAACAAAUAACCCAUGUAACUCAGUAUAUCAGCCUCAAGAUAAAUAAUAUCUUCUUAUAACAAGCUAAUUAACUAUCUCACUAAAUUACCAAAAUAACAUAAGCUAUAUUUAGACUUGAUCAAGUAAUCAAGCAAAGUAAAGUCAUAAAAAACUGGUUGCUCAGUUUACAUCCAGUUGUUCAUUUUUGAUUGGGAUAUAUACACAUCUAUAUUUUAUUUCUUCUCAGAUGUACCAAGUCAAACUUAUUCAUGCUUUUGAAUUUUUUUAAAUUAUCAUCUCCAUUUCAUUUCGUAUCAUCUUGAAUAUGAUUAUUGAGCCAUGAAUACCAUAAACAAAUGCUUUAGGGUUUCUUUUAUGAGGUAGUUUUCAUCAACAUUUGACUCUAGAAACUUUAGGUCGUAUUUAUAGGAUAGUAAUUUUAGAUCAAUAAGCUAGUUCACCAACUUAUGCCAGUGUGCACAAAAACAUUGACCUCAUAACUGAUAAAAUCUGUAAGAUAACAGAUUUACAAAUAUCAUUUUCGUGAAAUCAUUUUUAGUCAUUUCGUAUUUAGAAGUCCUACUAUGAAAAAUAUUCUUGUAUAUUUUUUAGAUGGAAGAUAUCUUCUGUCUUCUUUAUUUGGCGGUGAUGACAAAACAAAAUUCAAUUCAGAAAAUUUAGAAAGAUUAUCUAUCUAUGUCGAGUCAGAGCCACGUCACCAUGAUACUAAAGCAUUAUCUAGAUCAAGUUCUAGUCUAUGUGGUUUUGUUACUAGAAUUAAUGAUGCUAUAUUCAGUCCACGUUUACACAUACCUUGCAGACAACCGUUAAUCGGUCGUUAUGUUUAUGUUGAAGCUCGUGGAGUUCGUGGAAGGUGGUCACAAGAGUUUGCAGCUUUGUUAUGUGAAGUUAUGGUGUAUUAAAACAAAGCUGUUUUUGUUAAAGUGUUAUGAAAGUACAAGUAAUGCAUUUAUAAUUAUCAUAAUAAUUGUCAUUCAUACCUCGUCAUAAUCAUUAGCGAAUAGAAUCAAUCAUUCUUUUAAUUGUGUAAAGGUGAAAGAAAUUAUCACAGUUAAAAUGAAUCUUACAUGAAGUUUUUCUAUCCAUUAAACGUUAUUUAAUAUUAUUUUUGUCUCAUGACACUGUUUCUUUAUAUCAAUUUUUUACGUAGGAAAUACUUGUUCAUCAUCAAAAUAUAUAUUCACUAAAUAUAUUUACACAUAUAACAAUGAAAUCAUUGCAUAUUGCUUAAUUAUACAUAAUAUGGUUAAAAUGGUUCUCUAGACGAACACCUUAUUUAUAUAGAAAAUUGUUUAAUCUAAAAUAGCUUUAUUUGUCUAACGCACAUUAACUUCAUUCUUUUCAAACUAUGUAAUCAUCCUACGAACUGGAAAACAGAUCACUUUAACCAGUAUACCUUAAUGAAUUCAUUUUGUUGCUUAUACUCCAAUAUACAAAUAUAUUAAUAAACUUUACAUUUAAUAAUGAAAAUUGUUUCACAAAUAAAUCCUUUUAAAAUAAAACUCUGGUAACAAAUUUGUUUAGAAUAGGGUCUCGCUGUUGUAUUGUUUUAUGAUCUGCCCAGAAGAUGAUUAGAAGAUCAGAAAGUGAUUGAUUCACAGUAUUCUUAAAAUGUACUUCAUUUCGUUAUCAUUUGAUUAGAUCAUUUGUCCCCAUCGCGUCAACAAAUAUAUGGACCUAGUCUGAUAA
Schistosoma bovis is the source of this 4675-nucleotide messenger RNA. Lineage: Eukaryota; Metazoa; Platyhelminthes; Trematoda; Strigeidida; Schistosomatidae. The record is from the annotation of a GenBank genome assembly.